AUGAGAUCAGAGCUUUCAACAACUAAAGCUACUGCGGAUGAAAGUGCACAGUCUGCUCAAUCUGCAGAAUUACAGUGUUUGGCGCUUCUAAAAGAAUUAGAAGAGAAGAAUUUCUCUUUAAAGGAGCAUGAGGUUCGUGUGAAUAAACUGGGAGAAAAAAUAGAUGUUCUUCAGAAGAAUCUUCAAUCCAGGGAUCAUUCCCAAAUGCAACUGAAAGAUGAAGUCAUGAGAAUAGAGCAGGAGAUCAACCAAACAUUAGCUAAGGCCGGAGCGAAUAAAGAUUGUGAGCUUAGGAAAAUAUGA
This is a messenger RNA of Fraxinus pennsylvanica, 303 nucleotides long. The record is from the annotation of a GenBank genome assembly. NCBI's taxonomy places the organism in Eukaryota, Viridiplantae, Streptophyta, Magnoliopsida, Lamiales, Oleaceae.